GCCCGCCCAAGCAACUUCUUCGGCCGCGCUCAGCCUUCGCAUUUCUCGCACAUCGAUGGGCAAGCACGGCCCUGGGCUGCACAGGGACACCUCUCGAACUGUUUAUAAAUGUAGCCGCAACGACUAUUACAACAUGGUCGAUGGUUUCAGAGUGAACUGUCGGUGGGCGAAGGGUCAACUGGCGGAGUUCGUGCUGGGAGUUUACAUGCGGCACUUACCGAGCAUUCGGCCUCCUUGAAAUGUUAUCCUUAAACUAACAAACUCACUUCUACGUAUGUUUACAUAGAUAAAUAAUGCAGAUAUCCCCAAGACGUCGAGGGCGACAGCCCUGCGGAACUAUUUGUAUGGUUCGCUAAACUUUCAUGAUGUGCCUUAAAGCUGGGAUAUUGGUGUGGUUGAUACUAUUCAUGCUAGCAGCAGACGCUGUAUUGAUAUACAGCGCGAACGACCUAUCUUCGGCCCUGGAGAACGAGGAGGCCGACUUGGAGCUAGCAUGCGAUGUGAAGGCUUAUGAUGAAGCCACCAAGGUGCCUUCGCCACCCGUCAGGGUGCGCCGGAACGCCACUAUACACGGCAAUCCAAGUUCAUGGAGGUCGCUCGUGGUGGGCAGCAUGGGCAGCUGUUGAUUGCCUGACGCUUGUGAAUUCCGUUUCUUGCCUCAACAUUACGCGGCCGCCUGGCAUGCAUGUGGUCGCCCUUCUCCCCAUGCAUGAUGGCUACAGCAAGUUCCAACUCAUGAGCGGAGUCGCGGUCACCUUCAGAAACGUCAUCCUAUCUGACUUCAGCCAGCAGCAGCAGGCGCCAACGGCAGCAGCUUACUCGCUCUUCGCCGAGCUGCCGGCCGGGCAGUCUGCCUACAUCCAGGUUGCUGGCGCCGCGAUCACCUCCCGCGUCUGCUUCCCCGCCCACCUGGCCGAGGCCUUGGCUGGUCUGGCUGCGCGGCCCGCCGAGUUCCCCGGCACCAACUUGAUGGAGCCGGUGGCCGAGCUGCCCAGCUACCUCACAGCCAUCAGCGGCAGUAGCAGCAGCACCAGCGGCAGUAGCAGCGACAGUAGCGAUGGCAGCGGCAGUAGCAGUAGUGGCCUCGGCGGCAGCAGGCGCUGUGUCAAUGACAGCUCUGCGCCGCCGCUGCAGCGCUGCUGGGCGCGCGUGGGGCGUUACGUGGAUCACGCCUUUGUGGCGGGGGGCGUGGUUGGCGACAGCAGCGUGCGCCGCGCCGCUGCACCCCUGGUGCCCUCCGGCCUGCGUGUCCGCCUGCUAGACACCUACCUGCUGUGUGAGCGCGAGCUGACCAACAGCUGUCUGGCGCAGCUGGGUGCAGCUGGCUGCUACAUCCAGACCUUGAAGGAGUUGGAGGCCACCAAUGCGGCUGCGGCGGCGGCGGCGGGGACAGCAGCCCCAGGCAAGCCUCGGGCGUUGCCCGGAGGAGGCAGCGGAGGUAGUAGCGCUGCUGGCAGCGGUAGCGGUGGCGCCAUGGAUGGCUCGACAAUGCCGCCGGACAAUCCAGAUCUGAGCACGGUCAGCGGUGGUGGGAGCAGCAGCGGCGGCAGCAGCACGGUAGGCAACGCAGUGGUGCCGCCGCCGACUGCAGCAGGCGGAGGGAGCAGCGGAACUCGGGUCGCGAUAAUUGUGGCGUCAGUUGGAGGUGUGGCGCUGCUGGCGCUGCUAGCUGCGUCGGCUCUGUACGUGCUUGCGCGGCGCCGCCGGCGCGGGCAUGAGAAGCCCACACCGCAGGACGGACAACCGCCCAAGAACCAGCAGGAGCAGGAGCAGCAGGAGGGCUGUAGCGGCGGCGGAGUGGAGGCCGCGUUGGGGGCCGAAACAGCCAUGUUGCAAAACCGCGACGCCGCAUCGAUUUCAGACCUGGAGCGGGGCGAGCCGCCGCCGCCGCAGCAGCAGCAGCACCAGCAGGUGACAAUCAUCGCCGCCACCCUCGUUGGGGGCCACGCAGCUGCUCCCGAAAGCAGCUGCUGCCAACCCCUGUCGGGCCACACCUCAUUCGAGUUUGACCGGUCACAGACCAGCGUCGCCACUGGCGGCUGUGGCAGUACGCUCCAGGCGUUCACAACGGCAGCGGCGUCUGCUGCGUCGUCCGUGGCCGGUCGCGGCGGAGACAAGGACUCCAGCGGACGGCCUGGUGGCUUGUCGCUGGCUGACGUCACCGCGCUGCUGCGGGAUGACCACGUUGCGGAUGGCGCCAGCGCGCUGUCGGCAGCUGAUGUGGCAACGGCAGCGGCAGUAGCAGCAGCAGCAGCAGCCGCAGUUGGGAAGGUGGCUGUGGUGGCUGCGCACUCAACUGAUAGUACGGUGGCUGUGAGUGUUGCUACUGAGUGGCAGCAGCAACAAAUCGAGUUGGCACACCCAGAGGGUGGUUUCAUGGCUGCAGCAACAGGAGCUGCUGCUACUGCUGGCGGUAGCACGGCGCCAGUGGCUGUGGCGACAGCAGGAGCAUCAGCACUGAACUGGCGUGACACCAGUGGCGAUGUCACGGUGGACGAAACCGCCACGACCACUGCGACCUUCACCACCUCCUCCCACAACAACUACACCGCCUAUGCCGCUUCGCCGGCCUCUGGCGAAAGCAGCAGCGCUAAAACGCUGUACGGCAGCGGGCAACACCCGCCACAACCGCCACAACCGCCGCAGCUGCAACCGCUGCAGGCCCAGCAGCCGCAUUCGGGGCUUAUGGCGGCGGCACGCAGCGGCGAGCGGCGUGCUGGGGUAACGGCGGGGGGUCUGGCUGGUCCGCCGCCGGGUGAUGAGGACGGCGGCAUCACGGCGCAGCUGCGGCGGCUGUUUGGCCGAGUGGGGCUGUCCUCCCAACCGCCGGCAGUUGUCGGGGCAACGGCGGCGGCGCCACCGCAGCCGCCACCUGGGUCGGCUGGAGGCAGUGCCGCAUCUACGUCGCCGGCGGCACCUGCUGCAACUGCGGCGCCUGCACCAGCAUCGGCAGCAGCAAUGCCAGCAGGCACGGCAGCACCGGCACCAACAAUGCCGGCAGGCACGGCAGAGGCCGCGGCACCGACUGUGUCGACAUCCUCGCCAGCAACACAGGGCGCAGCAGCAGCGGUGGCGUCGCUGCCUCCUCCUGCCGGCGGCCGGUGGUUCCCUGCCGCCGCAGGCGCCGCGGUUGCCGCAGGCGGCGGCGGUGCCGGCGGCGGCGUGAGUCGCGGCAGAGAUGGAUUCCUCUAUAGGCUCGCGCCUCAGCCGACGCCCAUGCUUCACGCGCUGACACCAGUGGCUGAGGACGCCUCGACAGGGUCUGUGGAGCAGCCGUUCCCGCAGCUGGGUGGGGAGUACCAGGAUGCUAACUCCCUAGGCGGUCAGGGCGGAGCAGCAACCUCCAUAUCAUGCCGCACAAACGCCGGUGUCCCUGUGAGGGUGGAGUACGCGCGGGCGCUGUCCGCCAUCACGGCGCUGCAGCAGAGCGUGGAAGAGGGACUCCGUCUUCCUCUGCCGCCAGGCGAGGCGGCGGCGGCGGCGGCGGCGCCUGGUGUAGCCGCUACCGCUGAGGUUGUUGCUGCUGCUGACUCACAGCCGCAGCUGCAGCUGCCGGCGCGCCCUGGUUGCGCCAAGGGUGCUGGCAUGCUCACCAGCGUCUUUGCAAGGGAGGCGGUGGGAGAGACAGCUGCCGCGGCGCCAGAUGGCUCCGGCAGCGGCUCCUGUAGCGGUAGCGCCGCCACACGCACGUUGUACUUCCCGAUCUCCGGCCUUAUCCCUGCGAGCGCCCAGCAGGUCAGAGGGGCGGCAGUGUGGCGGCCCCAGGCGGCGCGCUCGCUCGGCGUUGGCGUGCACAGCAGCAGCGGCAGCGGCAGCAGCGGCGGGCUGCUGGCGGCAGGAGGCGCAGUGGCAGGCGGCGGCAGCUGCAGCGCAGGCUUGGCCAGCGCUGAUCUCCACAGUCCCAUGUUGCUUGGCUUGCCGUUUGCUUACGCCUACAGCAACCAUAGCCCGCAUGCUGGCGGCCCGGUGGGCGUGCUCACAACGUAUGGCGCUGUGGGUGCCGCGCGUGCAGCCACGGGCUCCGGCGCGGCGGACGAAUCGACGUUUUCGGCGCUGCAGCAGCUGCCGCAGAUGAUGGUGGGCUCGCAGGCGGGCGGCGGCGGCGGUGGCGGCGGCCCCUCGCUGCAGCACGUGAGCGGCAGUUUGGACACAUCGGUUGUGGUGACCAUCGCCUCUUCCAUCCCUCAAGCGGACGACCUGGAUGGCUGCGGCGGCAGCUCCGUAGACUCGGCUCUGCUGGUGCAGGCCCCGCCGCCGGCCACCCACCACCACCACAUGCACGCGCAACACCAACACCAGCAGCACCAGCACCAGCAGCAGCAACAGCAGCACGCGGCGGCGGGCUCGACUCAGCACGUCCUGCCGUACCCGCAGCAGCUGUUCACUGCCGCCGCCUUCUCGGUCCUUCCUGGGCAACCCGGCGCGCCGCCGCCGCCGCCGCUACCGCCCAUACCUGGAAUAGCUGGGGGUCCGGGACAAGGUUCAGUGGCAUACCAGCCGCUGCUGACGGUGCAGCAGCUGCAGCUGCAACAGCAGCAGGAGCGCGCGGCGGCCGUGGCUCGUGCGCUCAGCGUCGCCCGGGUCUCGUCGCUCCGCCUGCGGCACGCAGCCGGUGCGGCGGCGGAACACGGAGGUACUGUCGGCUGGGGCGCCAUUGGCCCGCCGGCAACAGCUGCGGAUGCGGCUGCCACCACAGCGGCGACGACGGCAGCGGGCGGCACAAUGGCGGCUGAGGCGGUCCCGUCCGCCGCCCUGCCGACACCCGGUGCCACAGGUGCCGCGGAGCUGCCGCCGCCACCGGUGCCCGGCACGGCAGCGACGGCAUCAGCGCCGCCCGCAGCCGCCGCGGCCUCAACCGCAGCGGCUGCAGACGCGACGGCCGGCGCACCGGCAGCGGCGGAGGCGGCUGAUGGCGGCGAGGGCACGGUGGGGGCGGCGGCAGCGGCGGCCCAAGCCACAGGCGAGUCCAUCCCGCUAGUCCCGUCGACGGGGCGUGCUGCGAUGGCGGGCGCGGGUCCAGUGCAGGCCAUGGCGGCCAGCAGCACAGGACCACGGAGCGACGGCAGCCGCGGCGGCGGGGGCAGCGGCGGUGGUAGGGGCAGCGGCGGCAGCGGCGAAUGUGGCGUGGACUCGGACAUCACCUUCAUCCCGCAUCCCGCGCUGCCCUAUUCCCCGCCCAAGCGCCCGGCCCCGCAGCAGCAGCAGCUGCCGCCGCUGCUGCCCAGGCUGCUGCCACCGGCCGUGGCGCCGGCACCGCGGCCUGUGGCGGUGGUGGCGGUGGGCCGGGCCACUCAUCAGCACAGUGAGGCCGCGGCAGUGCGGGAGGCACGCGCAAUGGAGGCAGACCAGCGGCGUAUGCUGGACAUGGUCGGCACGGGUCUGACGGGUGCGGGGACGUCCGCGCCGCUGCCCUUCAUCAUUGUGUUGGACGGGCCGCCGCCGACGACGACGACGUCACGGUCUGCGUCCCCGCCACCAACGGGCUGCUAGCGAGCCCGCCGCCAGCCGGGAUGGAUGCUGAAGGCCAGUUUGUGUGGAAGGGUAAAUGUGGGAAGCUGCAAACAGGGUUGCAAACGGCGCUGGUUUGGGCUUGGUGUGCAAGCCAACGCCCACUUACUGUCCUGCUGGUGCGGCUGCAGUGUGCAUCAGUGUGCAUCUGGAAGGGGCUGGUGCUAGUGUGCUACGAGUGUUGUAAGAAUGGAAGAAGAACCGCCGCCUGCUGCGAAUGUGCCGUGCUGAGUUUAGCUUCACACAGAGUCGGAGCUCCGAGCUUUCCGGGUCGGCAUAUGCGAAGCUCUUUCUGCACGGCAUGAUUCAUCCUUCGUUCGCUGCGGGUGUUGCUUUUGCCGUAAUGUGGGCCUGCGAGCGCAGCUGAGUGACUUGUGAUUGGGCACGCUCAAAACGCAAUCAAUGCCAUCAUAGGCCGAACGAUCUAAUGCAGUUCGGAUAUCAUAUGAACUUGUACCAAGCGCUCAAAACGCAGGCAACGCAUUUUUGCAUGGUUGCUACCAGGGGAGGAUUAUGCGCGCCGUAUGUCGCACCUAUAAAACCUGCGAGGGGUGCAUGUGAUUUCCACUUCAUAGUUGGACGGGGUUUUGGUUUGGGAACAAGACCUGCAGUGUCGUGACGCCAGUUGGAAAAGGGGUUGCAGUGUGUAGCCGUGUGUUGGUGCCGUUCCACUGAACUAAUGUCUUUCACAGAUUUGAUGCGUGGACAGACGAUGUUGUGGCAGCUACAAUGGUGGGUGUUCAGGUUGCGAUGCGUAAAGGUCAUCCAUCCACAUCAGCACAACGGCUAGGUGAAUGUAUGGAUGUACACUCAUGUACCAUAUCUGACUGCGGUUUCCACGUUUACCACUGAGUGGCGAGUGCACGUGCAUGAACGUGUUCUUUGGAUUCGUGCUUGUGUUGUGCGCCCACGUGGACGAGCGGGUGGCACGUCCGCGCACAGAGUGUUUGUGCUUUGCGUUCAGCACGUCCUUCCGAAAAAUCUCGACAGCAUGCGUUGCAAGGCAUCUUCGGAACAGAGCGGAUCACAAGACUUGGUACUUCCAUUACCGCAAGGCGCAUCCACACUGCUUAUUUAUAGAUCACAAUCCUGAAGAUACACCGACUUUUAUGAUGGGAAUGGGGCGCAGGCGGGUUUCCGCACUGGGGUUUCCGUUGGCCAUCGGCAUAACAGUGAUGGGGAGUAGCAAGGGGUUUGUCAAGGGUUGGGGGUUUGUCAAGGUUUGGAUGCGUCAACCAUGAGCUGGUAUUCAUUGUGUGCACCUGACGCCAUCAGGAAGGACUUCGGGGCUCACACGCUGAGCUAGUGCUUUGGGGACAAGGCAUUGGAAAUGCUUAACCCUGUUGUUUGUGUAUGCUUGUUGCGUGUUGUAUGCUUGUUGCGUGUUGACGUGUGGAGUUGGAACGAGUUAAAGGAGUAACAAAUCCCAAGAGCCCGGAAUUGUACUGUAGGCGCGGCGGCUUGGGCUUGGGCUACGUGCCAUUUGGACGUUUGCAGGCAUGCAGGCGGAAACUCUGCGGGGUGUUGCGUACUUUCUGGUGCCUUGAGGCGCUAGUACUUAAUGGACUCUGCCACGAUAGGAAUCCUCGUACAGCUGCGCUGCGUUGGUACCCAUCCUCAAUGCUUUCAUGUGAGUUCAGGCACGGUCUUUCGCCGGUACAGUGUACAGUCCCUAGGUACAGUUGUUUCAAGGGAUCGCCGCGCAGGUUUGUAAUGCGGAGGGUAAUAAGGAGCUGAGCGUGCCUGUUCCCAUUGCUGUUUUUGGUGGAAGCCACAAACUUGUGCUGGUGCAGGGGGGGGGGGGGGGUAAGGAUGCCGCAGACAUACCCCACCCUUCAAAUCGAAAGAGCUUGACGAGAGCGUUCAGAAUCCGCUUUCAGAAUUUUGAUCAGGGUAGUAAUUGCGGAGAUCUGGGCCCCCAAAGUUCAGGGUCGGUCGUCGGUCCCCAGGGUCCCCAAGGUUUCGUCACGGUGUGCCGGAAACUUUCGUCUGGGCCUCAUAAGACAGCAGGGCAAGCCCAGACCGUUGCCCAAAGCAUGUAAUGGAUGCUGUAACAGCUGGGAAAC
This is a messenger RNA of Chlamydomonas reinhardtii, 7574 nucleotides long. RefSeq lists its product as uncharacterized. Lineage: Eukaryota; Viridiplantae; Chlorophyta; Chlorophyceae; Chlamydomonadales; Chlamydomonadaceae. The record is from RefSeq and is a predicted model, not a curated record. Bases 514 to 5490 code for a protein of 1658 amino acids. The transcript is spliced from 9 exons.